AUGGAGAGGACCUUCUGUGUGGAGAGCAUCACUGGUGGGAGGAGGGAGCCCCUGAGCCUGCUGCCUCUGGAGGUAACUAGGAGCCAAGCCCCUCGCAGAGUUUGUUCCUGUCCUCCCCAGACCAACCUCCAGCAGAAGCCAGGAGAGCAGACCUCUGCAGAGGCUGCGGCGGAGCAGGAACUGCGGUGGCUGGAGCUAGGCUCCAAGAUGACCCUGGAAAACGGGAAGGAGGGAGCCCGCGCCCCGCAGGGCUGGGGUCGCCUGUUCCAGGCAGUGUGGCAGGGCCAGGCAGGCCUGGUGACACAGCUGCUGCGGCAGGGGGCCAGAGUGGACGACAGGGACAGCGCCGGCCGCAGCCCGCUCCACCUGGCAGUGCUGCGCGGCCACGCUCCCCUGGUUCACCUCCUGUUGAGGCGCGGGACCCCAGCGGGCGUCCGGGACAGCGCAGGGCGCACGCCGCUGCACGAGGCCGCCUGGCCUGGACACUCACAGCUGGCUGAGAUGCUGCUGCGACGCGGGGCCCCGGCGGCGGCGCGCUGCGGAGCGGGCCUCACGCCGCUGCACUGGGCCGCCGCGCUGGGCCGCCCGCUGCUAGCCAGCUGUCUGCUGGGCGCGUCAAGUCCGGGCCCUGCGGCGCUGGCGGCGACGGUGGACGCGCACGGCUGGACGGCGGCGCACUGGGCGGCAGCGGGAGGCCAGCUGCCGGUGCUGGAGCUGCUGUUGACUGCGGGCAGCGCGGGCCUCGAAGGCGCGCUGCACGUGGCGGCCGCAGCCGGGCGGGGGGCUGCGCUGAGCCUCCUCCUGGCGCGCGGGGCGUUUGUGGACGCCCGGGACGGCGCGGGGGUCACUGCACUCGGCAUUGCCGCCUCCCUGGGCAGCCGGCAGGAUAUAGAGGUGCUGCUUGGCCAUGGGGCAGAUCCCAGCCUUCGGGACAGGCAUGGCCGCUCCGCACUCCACAGGGCUGCCGCUGCUGGACACCUGGCCUCAGUCCAGCUACUGGUAGUCCACGGUGCGGAGGUGAAUGCUCAGGACUCACUGGGCCUCACGCCCCUGCACCAUGCUGCUCGGGGAGGCCACGUGGAGGUCGCCAGCCACCUCCUGGACAAGGGUGCCCAGGUCAAUGCUGCAGGCUGGCUUGGCAAGACCCCCCUGCACUUCUCUGUGGAGUCAUACCAUGGCCCCACCACAGAGCUUUUGCUGAGCCAAGGGGCCAACUCCACCCUGAGGACACAGUGGGGUGAGGUGGCCCAGGACCUGGUGUCUAAACAGAGCCUUUGCAGGGAGCAGAAGGAGUACUAGGGGCACACAGCCCCUCAGGGCCUCAAGCUUCUCCCUGAGGGCUGGAGCCUCCACAGCCAGGAUGGGACAGAGGCUCCUGGCCCCACAGCCUUCCUAGUUCUCCCAGGGCUUUGAUCUGGGUCUGAGGCUGCCUGGUGGGGUAACUGCUGAGAGACUCCUGGAGGAGGAAGAGGAUGAUAGAGGAGAAGAAGGAGGCAGUGUCCUGAGCCCCUGGACUCGGACCUAUGGCCGGACAGCCCCCAGCUCUGGAGGAGUGUCCAUCUCCACUACACCUCAGUCCUCUGCACUCUUUAGCAGAGAGACUGGGCCAUGCAACAGAUUUGACCACAACCCGAUGGCCUCCCUUCACCUUUCCGUGUCCAACCACGAGGGUGUCACAUGUGCCUUAGCUGCUGUUUCUGUACAUACAUAUAUAUAUACAUGUAUCCAUUGCUGUCAAGUCAAUUCCAACUCAUAGCGGCCCUAUAGGACAGAGUAGAACUGCCCCACAGAGUUUCAAGGAGUGCCUGGUGGAUUCGAACUGCCAUCCUUUUGGUUAGCAGCCAUAGCUCUUAACUACUACACCACCAGGGAUAGUUAUCUCUGACUAACCCACUGCUGUAUCCACAUACAAAAUCAUCCUUGUCAUUAUUUGAUUUAACAGUAUUGUUUUUGUAAGAGCAGCUUUA
Molecule: messenger RNA, 1967 nt
Organism: Loxodonta africana (African savanna elephant)
Lineage: Eukaryota; Metazoa; Chordata; Mammalia; Proboscidea; Elephantidae
Gene: ANKRD65
Product: ankyrin repeat domain 65
Exons: 4
Coding region: 1-1299 (432 amino acids)
Molecular function (GO): protein binding
Source: RefSeq, a predicted model, not a curated record